UGGUAGUGGACGGGGGGCACCAGCAAAUAUUUUGCCUAGGGCGCCAAAUGGGUCAGGAACGGCCCUGGUUGUGUUGCCUGCUGAGAAACCCCCUUAUUGUCAAUAAAGUGUGUAAAACCAUCCAUCCUCUGAAUGCUCCAGGUCUCUAGUUUGUGGUUGUAAAGUUUCAUGAGGCUGUGAUUAUCCUAGAGGUCACAGCAGCUCAUUUUAUACACUGAGCUCAAGUUUCACUGCAUGUUACAGCAAGUCAGUAAAGAGACUCAGAACUUGUUUACAUUCAGAUAUCUGCAGGUCAGUUAGUAACCAGUUUGUAAUGAGACUCAGCCUGAUAAACUGUUGUGUUAAAGCUCCGCCCCUCAGCUGACUCACCCGAGACAAACCAGGAAACAGGCUGUUAUUCUGCCAAACGGAGACGAAGAGACACACACACACACACACACACACUCUGAGAGACGGAGGAUAAGAUCCAGCUUCAGACUAAAACCUCCACUUUGACUGAAAGAGGACGACUUCAGGAGAUUACUGGGAAUACUGGAACAGCUCCACUUCACCAGCUGCUGAAUCCACAAACUGAACGACAGUUUUACAGGAAAGUGAAAGUAACUUUGAGACAACAGGGAGUGGCUGAGCUGUUUGUCUGCUGUGUUUCAGCUUCACUCAGAGACUAAAUGGCUUCCAGAUUAGAGGAGGAUUUCUGCUGUUCUGUCUGUUACGACAUCUUUAAAGAUCCUGUUCUUCUGUCAUGCAGCCACAGCUUCUGUAAAGACUGUCUGCAGAGCUGGUGGACGGGGAAACCAACCAGAGAGUGUCCGGUUUGUAAGAGAAGAUCUUCGAAGAGUGAUCCACCCUGUAACCUGGUGUUGAAGAACCUGUGUGAGAGUUUCUUACAGGAGAGAGAUCAGAGAGCUUCAGAGGCUCUUUGCAGUCUGCACUCUGAGAAACUCAAACUCUUCUGUCUGGACCAUCAGCAGCCAGUGUGUGUCGUCUGCAGAGACUCAGAGAAACACUCCAAGCACAGAUUCAGACCCAUCGAUGAAGCUGCACAACAACUCAAGAAGAAACUUCAGGAAACUCUGGAGCCUUUAAAGAAGAGGUUAAAGGUUUUUAAAGAAGUUAAAGUGAAGUUUGAUGAAGCAGCAGGACACAUUCAGGACCAGGCCCGACGCACAGAGACGCAGAUUAAGGAGCAGUUUAAGAAGCUUCACCAGUUUCUAGAAGAGGAAGAGGAGGCCAGGAUGGCUGCACUGAGGGAGGAAGAGGAGCAGAAGAGUCAGAUGAUGAAGGAGAAGAUGGAGGCUCUGAGCAGAGAGAUAGCAGCUCUUUCAGACACAGUCAGAGCCACAGAGGACCAGCUGAGAGCUGAACACGUCUCAUUCCUGCAAAACUACAAGGCUGCAGUGGAAAGAGUCCAGCAGCGCCCCCUGCUGGAGGCUCCAAAGCUGCCCUCAGGAGCUCUGAUAGACCAGGCCAAACACCUGGGCAACCUGGCCUUCAACAUCUGGAACAAGAUGAGGGACAUGGUCUCCUACAGUCCUGUCAUUCUGGACCCAAACACUGCUCAUCCAGACCUCAUCCUGUCUGAAGAUCUGACCAGAGUGAGAGCAGGAGAAGAGGACCAGCAGCUUCCUGAUAAUCCAGAGAGGUUUGAUUACUGCUCUGUUCUGGGCUCUGAGGGCUUUAACUCAGGGACUCACAGCUGGGAGGUCCAGGUUGGAGACAAUACAUGGUGGGAACUGGGUGUGUUAGCAGAGUCGGCCCAGAGGAAAGGAGACAUAGAGUCUGGAUUAUGGAGAAUAUAUUUAUAUGGAGGUGAAUACUACUCAUGGUCACCAUCAGAUGAAGGAACUGUUUUCGUAGUGCAGAAGAAGCUCCAGAGGAUCAGAGUGAAUCUGGACUGGAACAGAGGAGAGCUGUCGUUCUCUGAUGCUGACACUAACACACACAUACACACCUUCACACACACUUUCACUGAGAGGAUGUUUCCAUAUUUUUACAAUAGGGAUGAUGAGGAUUAUCUCCCACUGCAGGUUUUAGCAGUGAAGGUCUCUGUGGCUGCAGGACACGAUAGAUGAUCAGCAUUGUCCUUAAGGAUGCUUUUACACCAACGGCAGUUGGUGCGCACUAAACAGUCCAUUCGGACCAAAAGCUCUUAGUUCGGAUCGUUUUCGUCGGUGUGAAAGCAUCAAUCGCACUCGGGUGUGCACUAAAUCAAGCGGACCGAGACCUCCAAAAAGAGGUGGUCUCGGUCUGCUUGAUUCCGCACCAAAUGUCAACCUCUGGUGCGGUCCCUCUGGUGAGAACGCGAACCUGGACCAACUGAGGUCUAAACGAACUAUUCGAAAUGUGUCAGUGCUUAAUUUGCGUGCUGCGUGUAUAUUCCCCUACAUUCAUUCAGCAGCAGCGCAAAUCGUGUGUGACCUACCAACACAUGGCUAAUUUGAAUAUUCAAAUUAGCCAUAGGUUGUGCCGAUGCUGAAAGAAUGUCGGGGUAUGAAAUUAAUUUAAUCUGUAAUAUACAUGUUUCAUUCGGUACAACCUCAUACAUUUCAAAAUCCUUCUCAGAGUAGCAGACUGAUAACAACAUCAUCCACUGUGUUCAAUAACUUUAGAAUCUCACCAUGUCUCAAACCAAGCUUAAAGUAGGAUUUAAUUAAAUCUUCCAAACGAGCCAGAGCUUAUUCUUGCUUGUUGUUUCGUUUCGUUAUUAGGGCUAUAUUAUAACGUGACAGUAUCUCGUUAUAACGAGAUAAAUGGAGGAUAUUUUUCAUAAGGGUGGCAGCAAUACGCUUCCGUAGUUAAUUGAUCAGCUGUGUUGUGUUUUACCGGCGCACAGCUCGCGAACACACACGUUUACAUGUUUUAACCUAUGAAAUCAUUAAUCAAAAUACAAAAAAAAUGUUUUCACAAAGCAAAAGACUGCAAGUAGUCAAUAUCAGUCAUAUCAUCAACUGGAUAUUUUGCCAGAAAUGGGUAAUGUUGACGAUAUAAAAAGCAAGGACCAGCGCAAGAAACAGUGUGCGAACAUUUCGCUCCAUUGUGAAAGUUGAAAUUGGCGUUAUUUCCACCGGAAGAUGACGAAACGUCAUUCAGACCAAUGUGGUUCGUUUGCAUGUGUGAACGCGGACCACAGGCAGUCUGUAUGCUACAAUGUAACAAUUUUACUGCCUGCUGCGGACUAAAUAAUCAAACUAGCAGUGUGAAAGCACCCUAAGUCUUUGAGGAUCAUGUGACCAAGUUGUCCUCCGGAUGUUUGUUUCUCCGUCAGUGAGAGGAAAUGAUGUCAUAAUGAUGUAACAACUCAGAUCAAAGAGCUGUCAAUCACUCUGUGACUGGCAGGCAUCUUUGUGGUUUCCUGUUACAUUAUUGAUCAAAACUUUGAAGUGAAUUCUCUGCUAAACUUCAUUCUCAUUGAUUGUUUUUUUCUUCUAUUGGUUUUUGAGAGUUGUAUAGAAAAACACUGUCAAAUAACAGAAAACAACAAGUUAUUUACAGAUAAUAACAUAAAAAUACACAUAAUACACAGUUAAUAUCUGUAUUUAAAAUAUAUAUAUCUGCUGAAUAACUAAAGUGUUUUACUUUAAUUGAACAGCAAGUGUUUGACAACUUUAGCUGUUUUUAUUAUUAUUUCUUUUUACAAGUUAAAUUUAAAGUUUUACUGUAAGAAAACAAAAAGUUUCCUUAAUCUUACACUCAGCAAUAUAAUGUGUAUUUUUGUAUGUUUACUUUAUUAUGUAUUUACUGUCAUUUAACAUUCAAGAUCAUGAAGUAAUUGAAAAAUACCGUAAAAAAACAAAACAAAAAAAAACAACUAAAAUCUGUCCCAUUGUUGUAAUUUACAGAUUUUUUAACUUCCAUGUUCUGGUAAUUAUUUGUAAAUAAAGUAAUUAACUUUAUGGCACUUUAUUUGUCUGUUAAUCUGUUUAUUGGGCUGCAUUAUUGGGCUUUUAUUGUGAAGGAUGGGGCAGGUUUGUGGCAGUGGGCGUGGCUUCAUGUACGGUGGCUGUCAGUAACCAGUAAUCUCACAUUCAGACUCCAAGAGAGAAAAAUCCAUGCUGUGAUUUGGUUUCAAAAACUUUUGACAUUUAGUAGAUUUCUGUAUUUUCAGUGAUUGCAUGCUGAGCACUUGUGUUGUGUUCAGGGCCGUGCCGCCCAUAGGGCAGGUUAGGCAAAUGCUAGGGGCACCAGCAUGCCAGGGGGCGCCAUGCAGGCGCAAUUUAAAAAAAUUAGAUAA
Molecule: messenger RNA, 4231 nt
Organism: Centropristis striata (black sea bass)
Lineage: Eukaryota; Metazoa; Chordata; Actinopteri; Perciformes; Serranidae
Product: nuclear factor 7, ovary-like
Exons: 2
Coding region: 669-2072 (467 amino acids)
Molecular function (GO): zinc ion binding; protein binding
Source: RefSeq, a predicted model, not a curated record